This is a messenger RNA of Daucus carota subsp. sativus, 3555 nucleotides long. Its product is annotated as kinesin-like protein KIN-5C. Gene Ontology annotation, molecular function: microtubule binding; plus-end-directed microtubule motor activity; ATP binding. Gene Ontology annotation, cellular component: spindle microtubule; mitotic spindle. The coding region runs from base 228 to 3260 and encodes 1010 amino acids. The record is from RefSeq and is a predicted model, not a curated record. Lineage: Eukaryota; Viridiplantae; Streptophyta; Magnoliopsida; Apiales; Apiaceae. Gene Ontology annotation, biological process: microtubule-based movement; mitotic spindle assembly; spindle elongation. The transcript has 23 exons.
GGACAGAGUUUAAACUUUAAAGCACGAGAGGCGAAAUCUCAAAAUUCAAAUUAUUUCACUCUAUCCCGCUCCUGCCCCCAUAAAAAUACAAACUGCAAUCCAACGCUAAGGAGACGAAGAAGACAGACACACAGAUCGAGGCUCAAACAUUCGAAUCCUAAGUACUAGGUUAAACCAUCACUAACAUAGGUUCUUUCAGCGACUCUCCCGCUUCUCGCCGCUUCAAAAUGUCUGGUCGCGACAAGGAAAAAGGCGUCAAUGUCCAAGUCCUCCUCCGCUGCAGGCCGUUUAGUGGAGAUGAGUUGAGGAAUCAUGCGCCUCAGGUAGUGACGUGUAACGAUUUUCAACGCGAGGUUGCGGUCUCGCAGAAUAUUGCGGGGAAGCAGAUUGAUAGGGUUUUUACUUUCGAUAAGGUCUUUGGUCCUACAGCUUGCCAAAGAGAUUUAUAUGAUCAAGCAGUUAUUCCCAUUGUAAACGAAGUCCUGGAGGGUUUUAACUGUACCAUUUUUGCAUAUGGCCAAACUGGUACUGGUAAAACUUACACCAUGGAAGGUGAAUGUAAAAGGUCAAAGAGUGGACCAAAUGGAGAGUUGCCUCCAGAAGCAGGUGUUAUUCCUAGAGCUGUACAGCAGAUAUUUGAUGCUUUAGAGGGUCAAAAUGCUGAAUAUAGUGUCAAAGUCACAUUUCUAGAGCUUUAUAAUGAAGAAAUCACUGACUUGCUAGCACCUGAAGAGCUAUCUAGAGUUCCUGUGGAUGAAAAACAAAAAAAGCAACUGCCACUUAUGGAAGAUGGUAAGGGGGGAGUGCUUGUUAGAGGAUUAGAGGAGGAAAUUGUUACAAGUGCAAGUGAAAUUUUUACUUUAUUGGAACGAGGAUCUGCCAAAAGGCGAACUGCGGAAACACUGUUAAACAAGCAAUCAAGUCGUUCACACUCCCUGUUUUCGAUAACUAUUCACAUCAAAGAAGCAACUCCAGAAGGUGAAGAGCUUAUUAAAUGUGGCAAGCUGAAUUUGGUUGAUCUGGCUGGUUCUGAAAAUAUCUCCCGUUCUGGUGCUAGGGAGGGGCGUGCUAGAGAAGCUGGUGAGAUUAACAAAAGUUUACUAACUUUAGGUAGAGUAAUCAAUGCUCUUGUGGAGCAUCUCGGGCACAUCCCUUACAGGGAUAGCAAACUCACUCGUUUGCUUCGUGACUCAUUGGGUGGAAAAACAAAGACAUGUAUUAUUGCCACUGUAUCACCUGCUGUGCAUUGUCUGGAAGAGACUUUGAGUACACUGGAUUAUGCCCACAGAGCAAAGAAUAUAAGGAAUAAGCCUGAGGUUAAUCAGAAAAUGAUGAAGUCAACCCUUAUUAAGGAUCUUUAUGGUGAAAUCGACCGACUUAAAGCUGAGGUAUAUGCUUCGCGUGAGAAGAAUGGUGUUUAUAUGCCUAAGGAGCGGUACUAUCAAGAGGAAAGCGAAAGAAAGGCAAUGGCAGAUCAGAUUGAGCAGAUGGGGGUUACAAUUGAAAACCAUCAAAAGCAAUUUGAAGAAUUAAGAGCUCAGUAUAAUGCUGAGGUCUUAAAGUGUUCGGAUUUGAGUGUCGAACUUGAUGCCACACAGAAAAAUUUGGAUCAAACCAGUAAAUUGUUGGCUAAUACUGAAGAUGAAGUCAGAAGAUGUCAAUAUGCUAUGAGGGAACGAGAUUUCAUUAUAUCUGAACAGAAGAAAGCUGAAAAUGCUCUGGCUCACCAAGCUUGUGUGUUGAGGGCGGAUUUGGAGAAGUCCCUAAAAGAUAAUGCAUCCUUAUUUUCAAAAAUUGGUAGAGAGGAUAAACUGAACGCUGAUAACAGAUCAGUUGUGGACAAAUAUCAAGCGGAGCUGACAAAAGAAAUCCAUAACCUCUGCAACACAGUGGCCACAUCAAUAACUCAGCAAAAUGAACAUCUUCAGUGCAUUGAGAAAUUUUGUAAUUCUUUUUCGGACGUAAAUGUCAAGGCUGUCAUGGAUGUAAAGAAGAAAGUUAAUGCUUCCCAGUCACUCUAUAUUUCCCACAUCGAGGCAAUGCAGAAUGUUGUGAGACUGCACAAAGCUUGUUCGAAUGCUGGUCUGGAGGAGAUUUCAACUGUUGUCGCUGCUAAUGUUCAAUCUGUUGAAGAAUUUUUAGGAGCUGAAUCGGUUGAAGCAAAUGCAAUAUUUGAUGAACUUCACAAAAGUUUGUCAAUCCAACAAGGGGAGCUAGCCAUUUUUGCUAGUGAGCUUCGUCAGAAAUUUGCUGCAAGUAUUGAUCUUUCGACAAAUAUAUCAAAAUAUAUUCACGACUUUCUAGACAAUCUUAUUAAAGAAGCAAAACAGCUUGAAAUUCAUGCAAGUGACAAUGCUGAAGUCCAGACGAGGAACAUAACUGACUUCCAAAAAGCCUAUGAGGAGCAAUCAAAAUCUGAUGCGGAAAAGCUUAUUGCUGACAUGACUAAUUUGGUUUCCAGUCACAUAUGUCGUCAAAAGGAGCUGGUGAAUGCCAAGCUUGUUGGUUUGAAAGAAACUGUUGUCGGGAACAAGAACUUUUUAGAUAGGCAUGUUUCGUCCAUGGAUGGUAUUACAACCGAUGCCAAAAGAAAAUGGCAAGAAUUUUCUGUACAAGCAGGGAAUGACGUGAAAAACUGUUCCGAUUUUUCUGCUGCCAAACAUUGCCGUAUGGAGUUGUUGCUACAAGAAUGUGUUGAUACUAAUGAAAAAGCCGCCAAGCAUUGGAAAAAGACGCACGAAUCCAUGAAUGAAAUGGGCAACCAGCAUGCAUCUACAUUAUCAUCGCAUGUCAGGAAUGUUUUAGCUGGUAAUGAACAGCAUGAUGCUGAAAUUGCAUCUGCGACGGGUGCAGCGGAAGAUGAUGUGGCUAAAUUCAGUGAAGACCUCAUUCAUCACAUAAAUAGUGUGUCAGAACAAGAACUAGGAUCAAUAUCUGGAAUAUUAUCAGCUGCAAAAGCUCACACAAAAACAAUUGAGGUUCUUUGGGAUAAUCAUUCUGCUCAAAGUUUAGCAAUAGAACAGAAAGCUGUUGAUACUUUCCAGAAGAAGUUUAUGGACUAUGAACCAACUGGAAGUACACCAAUCAGAUGCGAGCCUGAGAUCCCUAGCAACGGAACUAUAGAAUCACUUCGUGCUAUGCCAAUGGACACUCUUGUGGAGGAAUUUCGAGAAAACCAUUCUUCCGAGUUGCAUGAUGUUAAAGAAUCAAAGGUAUCUCAAAUUCCACGUCCACCUCUUACUCAGAUCAACCAAGUGUAGUACAGUUUCAUGUCCAUUGCCAAAAAAUGCUUCAAAUAUCGUGUGUAUCUGUAGUUCUCAUGUAUACUGUUGCUAUUCAAUUUUGAGAAAUACAAGAGUGGACACAGAACCAAUGCCUGUAAUAUUUUUCCUAGUAAAAGGUUAUGUAAAUCCCUCCUCGGGAUUCCUUGGUGUAGAUUAUUAAAGUUUGUAAAAAUAAGGGAGAGCUCUGCAUAAGAUUUUAUAUUUUGCAAGGCAAGCGCUAUUGCGAUGCUUGUUUUGGUGGUUCCUAUUGGCACCUACCAACUCUGAUCUA